This is a messenger RNA of Microthlaspi erraticum, 882 nucleotides long. The record is from the annotation of a GenBank genome assembly. Lineage: Eukaryota; Viridiplantae; Streptophyta; Magnoliopsida; Brassicales; Brassicaceae.
AUGCAAAUGGUCAAGGAUGUUCUAGCCAACAGUGAUAAAGUUUCAGAGGUCCUACAAGAGUCUACUCAUCAGUUCAACCUGCUUACUUCACCCACCUUCCUACCAAAGGUCAAGGAUCAAGGGAAAUUCACUCUCCCUUGCACACUUGGGCAUCUUGAGAUUGACAAUGCCUUAGUGGAUUCUGGAGCAAGCAUCAAUCUGAUCUCUCUCUCCAUGGCAGAGAAGCUAGGCAUAGCUGGAGCCUUGCAGCGCCCUACUACUUCAAUCAUGUUUGGAGAUGCAACUUCUAAGUCUCCUCUUGGAGUGUUCAAGAACUAUCACUUGAAAAUUGGAGAAUGCAUCAUCCAAACUGAUCUCACUGUGAUGGAAAUGGAAGAAGAGAAGGAUUUGCCUCUGUUAUUGGGAACCCCUUUCCUUAGUACAGUUGGCGCUUCAAUAGACUUUCACAAGCAAGAAGUGAUCCUUCACAAGGUGAAUAGUUUGGUGUCAUAUCGCUUGCAGCCUAGAGGUUCAGACUUUUGUGCCACAAUUGACAGUACCAAUCUCAGUUCUAAGAGUCAUGGAGCUACAAAGGUUGUGAAGGAAAGGGUUGACAAGGAACCAAGAGUUGGGAAGGAUAAGGAUGAGAGAGGACCAAGGAUUGAGAAGCCACGUCUUGAGAGGGCUAGAGUUGAGAAACCACGAUCUGAUAGGCCAAGAGCUGAGAGACUUGUUCAAGCCCCUUGUGUGCUUGAUGAAGAGAGCCUUCAAGCUUUGUUUGAUGAGCCACUAGGAAGGGCUCUAAAGAAGGGGAGGAUGCAGCCUCUAAGGCAAGACCAGGAGAUAAAAGAAAGGAUCCACCAGCUCAGGCCCCUUCAGUCAAGCCAUCUCAGCUCACAAUGA